Baudoinia panamericana UAMH 10762 is the source of this 1445-nucleotide messenger RNA. RefSeq lists its product as uncharacterized. The transcript has a single exon. Gene Ontology annotation, molecular function: oxidoreductase activity. NCBI's taxonomy places the organism in Eukaryota, Fungi, Ascomycota, Dothideomycetes, Mycosphaerellales, Teratosphaeriaceae. Bases 200 to 1057 code for a protein of 285 amino acids. The record is from RefSeq and is a predicted model, not a curated record.
AAUGACGUUUUCGAUGCGUCCGAUGGCGAGAUACAGUUCGUUUACAAAUCCAAAGAUACCUCUCGACCUCACAUAGGCGUACAACGUAGAGUGAGUAUUAUAUAGUGGCUCUUCGCGUUCCAUUUCCUCUCUCAUCUUUCCAUUCCUAACAGUCCCACCUACCAUUCCUAUCUCCGUAAGAAGCCCGCAACAUACAGCCAUGUCUACCACAACACAGACACAGACCGCAACCAAGUUCGGCACCACAGCGGACAUCCCAGUUCCUCGUGGCCCAGCCCACUCGAGCUUGACCUUUUAUGCGCCCCCCACUGAUGGCUCGGCGCCCUUCAACUACGUCGAGGAGCCGCCAGAGGGUUCUCCUCAACGCAACUAUGGCGAGUUUCCGCACGACGUGACCAUCAAUGACAUCCGUGGUCGCGAGAAAGACUUCGAUAUGAACGUCAACGGCUUCGGCAUCGUGCAGGGAGUCAAUAGCGAGGAGAAAGAUUUUAUUGACGAUGAGCACAUCAAGUCCGUCUAUUACCCCGAGGUAGAGAAGGUACUCCUAGACAAUGUGCCCGGAGCGAAUCGCAUUUUUAUCUUCGAUCACACCAUCCGUCGAAGUGGCCCCAAUGCCAAACGUGCGCCCGUGAACCGUGCACACAUCGAUCAGACUACCAAAUCCGCGGAGGCGCGUGUGCAUUACCACAUGGGUGACGAAGCGGAAGCGCUGCUGAAGAAUCGUGUACGGCUGAUCAACGUGUGGCGACCGCUUAAUGGCCCUGUCGUUGCGUCUCCACUAGCAUAUGCCGACAGCCGCACAGUUCCAGACGAUGACAUUGUAGGCGUUGAGCACCGGUAUCCGCAUCGCACGGGCGAGACUGCUGGUGUCAAAUACACGGAGAAGGGCAAGUGGUACUACUGGAGUGGCAUGACGAACGAUGAGCGGAUCUUGUUGCAAUGCUACGACAGUAAGGAUGGAGCCAGGACACCGCAUUCGGCGUUCGUAGAUCCUAGGACGAAGCCGGAGUGGCCGGGCAGGGAGAGCAUUGAGGUGCGAGCGCUAGUUUUUGGAUAGAAUACAAGAUGUACGAAUCUACAAGCCCUUGGCCGCCUUCCAGGUAGUGAAACCCUUCCCAAAGAUCUCGCCACAAGCUGCCGCCAUCAUAGGCGGCAGUGGUGGUUCUGUCCGCUUACCGACGCUUGGGAAGAUGAAGACCAUCUCCGCCUCCUUCUCCUCCACCUCCUGCACCAUCCCAAAAACAUUCUCGCUUUCAGCUACUGACGCGUCCACCUCCAUCUCAUCAUCGCUAUCGAUGUCGGGUACGCGGAAUGUGCCCUCCGAGUCUCCCGGCCGGUUGUGUGGGAUCACCCGCAGGUUGUCGACCUUGACCUUCUUGCGCGCAUUCCCAUCCCCAUCGUCCGCCUUGCGCUUCUUCUCCAUUUUCUGAUACUCUUCAUCGACG